Lactuca virosa is the source of this 1812-nucleotide messenger RNA. The record is from the annotation of a GenBank genome assembly. NCBI's taxonomy places the organism in Eukaryota, Viridiplantae, Streptophyta, Magnoliopsida, Asterales, Asteraceae.
CGCAGGAUUCCCUCUCUUCUACAGUCCCUACUCAAUUUUGUCUUCUUGUUCUUCUACCACAUCCUUGGUAAUUUUGUCUCCCUUCUUGACAUCUUUAACGCUUCGUUCCCAUGGACUUUUAGAUUGUUUAGCAGAAACCAAACACCGACAACAAAAAUGUCCGGUUUUCUAAACGACGAGCUCUCCCGGAAAACCUCAAUUUUUGGUUUAAAAUUUUGGGUUGUUCUUGGAAUUUGCUUUGGAGCCGCCAUUGUCAUCAUCUUGUUCUUCAUUUCACUCUAUUUCACCUCGAAACGAAAAAAAACCUUUCAUAAGACCAAAACAGUACCUCAAAAACCCACAAUCCCAACAAUCACCGACGAAUUUCAACAACCUCGGUUCGACCCGACCCGAAUUCACACUGUUAAAGCUCACGACAACAACAAGCAUCAGCAGCAGGUCGUAAACACAGCAACCAAAUCGGAUACUUUAGCCAUAGUGACGAGCCAUGCAGCUGAAGAUAAUGGUAAUUUCGAGAAGAUCCAGGUAGAAAUUGGAAAGGGUCAUCGCAUUUCUUACCCGGAAAGAAGUGGUGGCGGGUCGUCUUAUGGAAGCGGGUCGGGUGAUCAGCUUUCGGUUGUUUCUGUUCAACCCGAAGUUUCCCAUUUGGGUUGGGGCCAUUGGUAUACUUUGAGGGAGCUUGAGCUUGCAACAAAUGGGUUCUCAGACGAAAAUGUGAUUGGUGAAGGUGGAUAUGGUAUUGUUUAUUCUGGCGUUUUAAUGGAUAAUACAACGGUUGCUGUCAAAAAUUUGCUCAAUAACAGAGGACAAGCUGAGAAGGAGUUUAAGGUUGAAGUGGAAGCCAUUGGACGAGUUCGUCACAAGAAUUUAGUGAGGCUUCUUGGUUAUUGUGCAGAAGGAGCUCAAAGGAUUCUUGUUUAUGAAUUUGUAAACAAUGGGAACUUAGAGCAAUGGCUUCACGGAGAUGUAGGACCAAUUAGUCCUCUUACAUGGGAGAUCCGUAUGAGCAUUAUACUUGGAACGGCUAAAGGGUUGACUUAUCUGCACGAAGGACUUGAGCCCAAAGUGGUUCACCGUGACAUCAAAUCAAGCAAUAUUUUACUCGAUAGGCAAUGGCAACCGAAAGUUUCGGAUUUUGGCUUGGCUAAACUUUUGGGCUCUGAGAAGAGCUACGUGACUACUCGAGUUAUGGGAACAUUUGGAUAUGUUGCUCCGGAAUAUGCUAGCACGGGCAUGUUGAAUGAGAGAAGUGAUGUUUAUAGUUUUGGGAUUCUUAUAAUGGAGAUAAUUAGUGGUAGAAACCCUGUGGAUUAUAGCCGGCCUCCAGAGGAGGUGAAUCUUGUGGAUUGGCUUAAAACAAUGGUAACAAAUAGGAAUGCGGAAGGGGUUUUGGAUCCUAAAUUAGCAGAAAAACCGUCUUCAAGAGCUUUGAAGCGUGCCUUAUUAGUAGCAUUACGUUGUGUGGAUCCUACUGCUCAAAAAAGGCCUAAAAUGGGUCACGUCAUUCACAUGCUCGAAGCCGAUGAUUUUCCAUAUAGAGAAGAACACAGAGGGAACCGGUUGAUGGAGAAAAGAUUCAUUGAAUCGGGUGAUAGUAGUGGAUACGAGAGCAGUAGGGCCCCUGGGAUGUCCAAUUAGGGCUUAAAAUUAACCCGUGAUUAGAAGUUGAGAUCUGUAGAUAUUGUUGUUAAUUCAUUUCAUUCAUGUAAGUUUUACCGUUUUACCACAAUUUGUAACGCCAUUUUGCUUCCACUUGUGUUGAUCGUUGGGGACUUUUCUGAGAAAAAGAAAAAUAGAAAAAUAAAUUAAGCU